ACUAAAAAGUUGAGUUUACGCCUCACCGUGUCAAACACACAGACACUCACAGCGACGUGCCAUCGCUUCUCCGGCGAUCAGUGACCGCCUCGCUGCAUCAACCACGCCGCAGCUGCAUCCCCGUCCCAUCUCUAUCUCGACCUCUCACUCUGCACACCCACACGUCUUCCAAUCUCUCUCUGCACGCGGCUGUCCGGCCGAUUCGCCGCUGCCGUUACCUGAUUCCGCGAUACUAGGCUAGUUGUACCUUCAAUUUGUCAAAUCAGGUGCAAAUCUAUUCUUCAAAUCAAACGGAUUUCUUCCAACAGUUUUUGCAGCAAGGAGCUUUGGGACGAUUGGUUAAGCCUAGGUGUGCGGGGAUUCUGGCCGGAUUCUCGAUGGGGGAGACCGUACAUAAGGCACUGUUUGAGACGCGACGUCAUGUUUCCAGACCUUACUCUUCCAAUUAUCCUCCGAAGCAACAGGUGACAGAUGGCGACGGGGGUGGUUUACUUUCAUAUCUUCCAUUUCGAGGGAUUACUAAACUCAAAGAGAAAUGGAGUGCAUACAGACAACCGCGAAGAUCAAGAAGAUUGGUGUCCUUGUUUGUGUCUGCUAGUGGUGAUUAUGUUGCUGUGGCUUAUGGCAAUCAAAUAACAAUUUUGCAGAAAGAAAAUGACUACCAGGAGCCUGUAGGAAUUUUGACAUGUGAGUCUGCCGGUAUAUUCACAUGCGGGACCUGGUCUGAGUCUCAUGAAUUACUUGGAGUUGUUGAUGAUACUGGUACCAUAUACGUUGUCAAACCAUACGGAGAAGAAAUGACAAGAAUUACGAAGAGGCAUUUGAAUUUAUCGUCGCCUAUUGUUGGCUUGAUUUUGCAAGAUGAUGCUUCUGAAAAGAAAUCUUACUUGUGUAGCUUCACAGUCUUUGCUGCAGAUGGUUCUUUUCAUGAUAUCGAGAUAUCAAAGGAUCCUAGUGCUUCCAUUUCUUCAGCUAAAUCCCUGAAUAAUUCAUCGAUGCUUAGACAAUUUCCUUCAGAAAUUUGCUGCUGGGACUAUCAUCCAGAACUUUCUUUAUUUGCCAUAGUCAGUAGCUCUACUGAUAGCAAAUCUGCCGUUAAUGAGAGUGCUGGAUCCUAUACUGUAUCUAUUUGGCGAAGAAAACAAACUUUGCAAAUGGAGCCAGUGGUUUUUAGUGAGUCUGAAGGUUCAUACCGUGUUACAAAAGGAUAUCAUGGCCAACUUACGUCUCCAAAAGUGCUGUUUUCACCUAAUGGAAACCUUGUUGCUUCCCUAGAUGUUAAAGGAUGCUUGUUCACUUUUAAAUUUGAUGAAGAUACAUGUUCUUUUUUGAGAACUGGAACAGAGUUCUUACAAGAUAUUGUGGAUUUUACUUGGUGGUCUGAUGAUGUACUUACUAUAGCAAAAACAAAUGGCACCAUCACCAUGGUUGACGUUCUUAAUCAUGUAAAUGUAUCGGGGAAUGAUAUUUCAUACUCAAUGCCCCUACUAGAAAGAGCUCAUAAGCACCCGGGGCUCAUAUUUGUUUUAGAGAAUAGCUCAUCUGAGGAUAGCAAUAGACCAUCUGAACAGAAAGGUGUCAUUGAUCGUCUCACAACAGAGAGGCCUGAUAAAUUUGACUUUUCAAAGCUGGAGUGGAGUUUAGUGUCGUUGACAAAAAGAUCUGUUAUUGAGCUUUAUGACAAUCUUAUUAGAGAUCAAAAGUUUCAGGCUGCACUUGACUUUGCUGAUUGUCAUGGGCUUGAUAAAGAUGAAGUGCUAAAGUCUCAAUGGUUAUCUUCCUCCCAAGGAGUGCAAGAGAUAAAUACUAUACUAACCACUAUCAAGGAUAAAGGUUUCAUACUCUCUGAGUGUGUAGAAAAAGUAGGACCAACUGAAGAUGCAACAAAGACUUUGCUUUCGUUCGGGCUUCGCUUAACAGACUCUUACAGAUUUUCUGAAUUGGAGGACGAUGAAAAUGAGCAGAUUUGGAAUUUUCGUCUCACAAGACUCAGGUUAUUGCAGUUCAGUGACAGGCUAGAGACAUUUCUUGGGAUAAACAUGGGCAGAUUCUCUAUGCAGGAGUAUAGUAGAUUCCGUGAAUUGGCCAUCAGCAAAGCUGCUAUAGUAAUUGCAGAAGGUGGGAAGAUUGGAGCCUUAAAUCUUUUCAUUAAUCGUCACCUAUAUUCUUUGGUUCCCUCCAUAUUGGAAGUUUUAGCUGCUAUACCUGAAACAAUACCUGUUCAAUCUUAUGGACAUCUGCUUCCUGCAACUUCUGCCCCCACACAUGUUGUUGUCAGAGAUGAAGAUUGGGUGGAAUGUGAAAAGAUGGCGAUGUUUAUAAAAAAUUUCCAUGUGAAUCAUGAGAGUUCUAUCCAAUUUAUUACUGAACCCAUCGCAAUGAAAUACCUGUCAUUUCAGUGGCCAUCAAUAUCUGAACUUUCUUCUUGGUACAAGAAAAGAGCUAGAGAUAUCGAUUCCUUAAGUGGCCAACUAGAAAACAGCAUGUACUUGGUUGAUUUGGCAAUUCGUAAGGGCAUAUCGGAGUUGAAAGAUUUCCUUGACGAUAUUCAUUGUUUGUUCCAACUUAUAUACUCUGAUGAAAAUGAAGAUGACACCAACUUUUCUAUGAAUCUUGCUAGCUGGGAGCAGUUAUCAGAUUAUGAAAAGUUCAAGUUGAUUAUGAUGGAUGUUAAAGAGAACAAUGUGAUUCCUAGAUUACACAAGAAGGGUAUUCCAUUUAUGCAAAGGAGGGUUAGCGUAUUGACUGGGGUUGAUGCUACUGUUGGUCAACUUACACCAGCUAAGUCUGCCGACUCAUUUCUUGUAAGAUGGCUGAAAGAAGUUGCUACACAAAACAAACUAGAAUUGUGCUUAAUAGUGAUUGAAGAAGGGUGCAGAGACAUGGCUGAACCUCCUAUAUUUAAAGACAAAAUGGAGCUUGUUGAUUGUGCCCUCAAAUGUAUAUACUUGUGCAGUGACGUAGAUAGGUGGAGUACCAUGUCCAAUAUUUUGUCUAAACUGCCACAGAUGCAAGCUGCGGAUAUAAAGAAAAGGCUUAAACUUGCAGAGGGCCAUGUUGAAGCAGGAAGACUAUUGGCUUGCUAUCAGGUCCCAAAGCCCAUUAACUUCUUUGUGAAUUCACACUUGGAUGAGAAGGGUGUAAAACAAAUUCUCCGUCUUUUACUUUCAAAAUUCGUUCGCUGGCAACCAACCCGUACUGAUCAUGAUUGGGCACACAUGUGGCGUGAUUUGUUAUCUCUUCAGGAAAAGGCUUUUCCUUUUCUAGAUUUGGAGUUUGUGUUGAUUGAGUUCUGCAGAGGAUUGCUUAAAGCUGGAAAAUUUUCUCUAGCUAGGAAUUAUUUGAAAGGUACCAGUUCUGUUACUCUGGCAACAGACAAGGCUGAGAAUCUUGUUAUUCAAGCUGCAAGAGAGUAUUUCUUCUCAGCGCCGACUCUUACUUCCCCCGAGAUCUGGAAGUCUAAGGAGUGUUUGAAUAUCUUCCCUAGCAGCAGAACUGUCAGGGUUGAGGCUGACAUUAUUGAUGCUGUUACAGUUAGACUUCCAAAUCUUGGGGUUAACCUUCUGCCUAUGGCAUUUAGGCAAAUAAAAGAUCCUAUGGAAAUAAUUAAGUUGGCAGUUACAAGCCAAAGUGGAUCUUAUCUAAACGUUGAUGAACUUAUUGAGAUUGCUAAACUUCUUGGAUUGAGCUCACCAGAAGAAAUAUCAAGAGUCCAAGAAGCUAUUGCAAGAGAAGCAGCGUAUACAGGAGACAUACAGCUGGCUUCUGAUCUCUGUCUUGCUUUGGCCAAAAAGGGCCAUGGUUGUAUUUGGGACUUGUGUGCUGCUAUUGCAAGGAGUCAAGCUCUUGAGAGCAUGGACUCAAAAUCCAAAAAGCUACUUUUAGGAUUUGCUUUGAGUAAUUGUGAUGAGGAAUCAAUUGGUGAGCUUCUUCAGGAAUGGAAAGAUCUCGACUUGCAGGACCAGUGUGAAAGUCUGACUAUGUUGACUGGAAGAGUGCAUUCCGAAUUAUUGGAGCAGAGUUCCAAUGAACAAGGUGAGUUUUUCGAGAGGAGAUACACAAGUGUUGAGAACCAGGAGCCACAAUUUGAAAAGUUGAAAAGUUUACUCUCUCUGGUUGUUCAAAAUCUGUCAUCUGAAAAUGGCUGGGAACACCUUUUUAAAGAGAAUUCGAAAGUAUAUUCUUUUGCUGCCUCAAAGCUCCCGUGGUUGCUCAAAUUGUCUGAGGAUGGAGAACUUGGGAAAAGUUUUACUUCAGAUUGGGUCUCCAGAUUCCAGCAUGUGAGUAUAAGGACAAGAGCAGUGAUGACUGUAUUAUCGUGGUUGACAAGGAGCGGUUUCGUCCCAAAGGAUGAUCUGAUCGCUUCUCUGGCUAAGUCAAUUAUGGAACCCCCCGUUUCAGAUGGGGAUGAUGCUAUAGGUUGCUCUGUGCUGUUAAAUCUCAUAGAUGCCUUUCAUGGAGCUGAAAUAAUUGAAGAACAACUGAACAUAAGAGAAAACUACAAUGAAUUCUCUAGUCUGAUGAACGCCGGAAUGAUUUAUAGUUUGUUGCAUAGUUAUGGUGUUGAAUGCAGGAAUCCUGCUCAAAGGAGAGAAGCUCUGACAAAUGCACUUCAAAAAAAACACAAGACACUCAAUUCAGAUGAGUGCACUAAAGUACACGAAGCACAAUCAACAUUUUGGAAUGAGUGGAAAAUCAAAUUAGAGCAGCAGAAAAAUGUAGCCGAUGAAUCGAGAAUAUUGGAGAAAUUAAUUCCUGGAGUAGAAAACUCUCGCUUUUUUUCUGGGGACAUGGAGUACAUACAGAGUGUUAUUUUUUCUCUUAUUGAAUCUGUUAGAAUCGAAAAGAAGCAAAUAUUGAAGGAUGUUCUCAUUCUUGCUGACACCUAUGGAGUGGACCGGAGCAAGGUGCUCCUGUAUUACCUUAGGACUAUACUUGUUUCUGAUGUAUGGAGUGUUGAUGAUAUUCUGGAGGAGGUUUCAGUAUAUAAGGAAGAGAUACUUGCUAAUGCUGCAGAAGCCAUAAUGUCCAUUUCUUCAUCCGUCUAUCCUGUAAUUGAUGGCCAUGAUAAGCAGAGGCUUGCAUUUAUCUACGAUAUACUCUCUGAUUGCUAUAAGCAGAUGGAAGUAUCAAAAGAGUUGCCUCCUGAAAUCGACCAAAAUCUAGUGCAAAGAAGUGCCCUUGAGCUAGCUACAUUUUGCAAAAUUGUUGGGAAAGAAUGCAGCAGGGUCUCCUUUAUUAAGAGCCUUGAUUUUAAAAAUAUUGCUCUGUUACAGACUCUGAACUUGGACUGCUUCAAUGAUGAAGUUUGUGCUCAGAUAAAUGAAAAUAAUGUGGAGGCAUUAGCAGAGAUGGUUCAAAACCUGGUUCAUAUGUAUGGUGAUAUUGUUCCUGGUAGUCUUUUGUCAUGGAGAUCUGUAUAUACUCGUUAUGUAAUGAGCUCUCUCAUCACUUUAGAGUGUAGAGCCGGAGAUGAGAUGCAUUUUCAAAGCUCUGAAGAUAUUAACUCUUUUAUAGAUGAGUUGGAGCAGUUGUUUGACAUAUGCAAAAAGUAUAUUAUAUUGAUGGAAUACCAAGAUAUGUUAGACGUAGUGCGACAUUUUUUCACUAUCAUCUUACCCAUCAAUGAAAGCUUGAGGAAAUUUCCUUGUGACACAAGUGGGAAAGAGUGCCUUGUGAAACUUAUAAACUUGUGGCUCAGGUUGAUGAAUGAUGUGGAAGAUCUGGUGUCACUGGAUUCUUCUGGAGAAAGGUUCUAUUCUGAAUGUUCUAUAAUAUGUCUGAAAGUUUGCUUGGAUUUGCUUGUAAAAGAUGUUGUAUUACCCAGUCAGGUUUGGUGCACAGUUGUUAAUUAUGUGGCGUAUGGUCUCGUAAACAGUGUUGCUACUGAAGUAUUCAAUUUUUGUCGAGCAAUGAUUUUUUGUGGCUGUGGGUUUGAAGCUAUAGCUCAUGUCUUCUCUGCAAUAGUGGAAAAGUUCCCACCCGGAACAUUGUUGAUAACAACCAGUGGAGAAUCAUCUGUUGACAUCCAGGAUCUUUCGAAACUCUAUCUAAGUAUACUUGAGACUGUCUUACAAGAAAUAGCUGGAGGUUCCCCUGAACGUCGGCGUUUGCAUUAUUUACUUUCGUCCCUGAGUAAAAUGGAAGGAGACUUGGAGCUACUGAAGAAAGUAAGGCUUGCAGUUUGGCACAGAAUGUCGAUGUUCUGUGACGAUUUGCAGCUGCCAAGCCAUAUCCGGGUAUAUUCCUUGGAGCUUUUGCAAUUUCUCUCCGGUAGGAAGCGAGAUUCGGAAGCUUUUUCUUCAAAAGGGUCUGCAUUUCUUCUGCCUUGGGAAGGGUGUGAUGAUUUGCAGGACAUGACUCCAAAACGCGAGAACAUUUCUGAUGACCCGACUGCAAAAGAUGCGCCCAGUAGAUUUACAAGUACCCUGGUGGCCUUGAAAUCGUCACAGUUAGUUUCAUCUGUCUCCCCUAGCCUCGAAAUUACCCCAGACGAUAUUAAUUCAGUUGAUUCUGCUGUUUCCUGCUUUCUACGAGUAUCAGAAUUGGCAAUUACCGCAUCUCAUGUUAAUGCUUUGUUGGCUGUACUGGCUGAGUGGGAGGGGCUUUUUACAACGAGAACAGAUGAAGGCACUUCUCUCGAUGCAUCUGAUGCUGCCAAUAACUGGGCCAACGAUGACUGGGAUGAAGGUUGGGAGAGUUUCCAAGACGAAUCAGUCGAGAAGGAAACUAAAGAAAGCAGUAUCCUCUUGAUUCAUCCUCUGCAUAUUUGUUGGAUGACCUUACUAAGUAAAAUGGUAGCGCUCUCGAGCCAGACUGACAUAUUAAGAUUGCUUGAUCAGAGUGUUGCCAAAAAUUGUGGAGUACUGCUGAAUGAAGACGAUACUCGUAGUCUGACUCAGACUAUACUCGAGUUGGAUUGCUUUUUAGCUCUGAAGAUAGCACUAUUACUCCCUUACGAGGCAAUACAAAUCCAGUGCUUGGAUGCCAUUGAGAACAAGUUGAAGGAAGGAGGCAUACAGGACGAUAUUGCGCAGGACCAUUUCUUCUUCGUCCUCAUUUUAUCAUCUGGGAUUUUGUCUAAAAUCAUAACAAAGGCUUCUUAUGGCACCACCUUCUCUUACCUAUGCUUCAUGGUUGGUAACUUGUGUCGGCAGUUCCAGGAGGCACAGGCAUCACCUAUCAGACACGAUGGAGCUACUGGAGAGGAGAGGAACAAAGGAUUCCUCUUCGUGAGACUUAUCUUUCCUUGUUUUGUGGCAGAGCUCGUGAAGGCUGAUCAACAUGUUCUGGCCGGCUUUCUGGCUGUAAGAUUCAUGCACACGAAUGCUUCACUCAAUUUAAUCAACGUUGCAGAAGCGAGUCUCAGGACGUAUCUGGAAAGGCAGGUUCUUCAACUGCAGGAAAAGGAGUUAUUGGAGAAUACCAGCAUCUUCGAACCUCUUUCGAAUACAGUUAGCAAUUUCAAGGGCGGGUUAGAAAAAUUGUUGCAAUCUGCUCUGUCUUUACUGCCAAGAGAUGUUAGGUAACUGGUGGAGAAGUCAUGUACACAUGUUCUAUAGUUUUACUACUUUGCUCAGAAUUCCACAACUAAAAAAGAAUUGUGGUCUGUUAUAUACAGAUUUUAUAAUAGCGACGAUGAAUUUAUGUUUGCGUUUUACAGAAUGAAAAUCAUUUUGGGGCGGGACGAUAAUUUAUUUAUGUUUUUAAGUGAUGAA
Salvia hispanica is the source of this 7718-nucleotide messenger RNA. Its product is annotated as neuroblastoma-amplified sequence protein. Lineage: Eukaryota; Viridiplantae; Streptophyta; Magnoliopsida; Lamiales; Lamiaceae. Gene Ontology annotation, biological process: retrograde vesicle-mediated transport, Golgi to endoplasmic reticulum. The record is from RefSeq and is a predicted model, not a curated record. Gene Ontology annotation, cellular component: Dsl1/NZR complex. Gene Ontology annotation, molecular function: SNARE binding.